Molecule: messenger RNA, 1760 nt
Organism: Perkinsus marinus ATCC 50983
Lineage: Eukaryota; Perkinsozoa; Perkinsida; Perkinsidae
Exons: 2
Coding region: 1-1179 (392 amino acids)
Source: RefSeq, a predicted model, not a curated record
AUGGUGGCCAUGCAGGACAACCAAGUGGUAUUCAAAAAGCAGUGGAAAUGGUCCACUCAAGAGCGAGCCUUGCACAUUAACGUGAAGGAACUCACUACUGCCUACAAUGCUCUCUCUACUCUUGUCUCCUUCGAGCUCGAUACCAAUAAGAAGUUCUCGAAGAUCAUCCUCUACGGCGAUAAUCGUACAGCUAAUGCUGCCCUAGCCUCUGGUAAGGUCUGCACUUCUGGUAAGCAAUCUACUCUACUUCAACGAGCUAUCGACCUUAUUCAUUACCUUAUGGGAAGACGCCAGUUUGAAAUUCACUAUGUGGCCUCUGCCGAGAACCCUGCUGAUGCCGGCACAAAGUGUGACCUCUACAGCGAUUUGGUUAAAUACCGUGAUUCUAUCGACGGUGUAAGUCUCGAGAUUCUGUCUGACGAUGAUACCUCAGAUAUGAACACUGUUCAUGUUGCUAGAAUCAUACGUAAGCGUGGUGACGUGGACGAAGACACCAACGAGAUCGGUGACAAAAGACCACGACUUGAACCACCACUACGAGUUCCCACCAAUCCAUUACCACCCCUACAACGACCACCCUAUUUGGACAUUUCAAUAGACGGCGGGGCCCAAUCUGAUUCUGACGACUCGCUGCUACCCUUAAGACCUCUUGCUGCUGCUGGGGAUCCUGCCGGAAUCCGAGUGGUUUCGAGUGGCUGCUUUGACUUCGCCCCACAGCUGGCCCGCAUAGCCCAUUGGGGAAGACGAGCAGUUGACGAGAGGCCACGAAGACUUCCACCUCCCGUGCAAUGUGACUCUGUCAUGCAGCCAUGUGACGAUGCCGGAUGGGAGAACUUGAAGGCCAAGAUCACCAUCAUGUUGGAAGGUUCUUGCACUGUUGGUAAAUACUGCCACAAGCUUUCUAUGUGUGCUUACGAUGCCUCAGCUUAUCCCAACUCCACUGGUGGUAUUGAAUAUGCAUGGGAGUUGCUCAACGAGUUGAAGGCCCGUACGGUUUCUGAUGGUAUUCUCACACGAGAGCAGUUCGAUUUCCUCUUCGACAUCCACGGUUCGUUGUUUGCUAUUCAUGACUGGGAAUGGGUUAGGUGUUAUUAUAGCGAUAACUUUUCUCGCGAGAUGGGUUAUUCUAAUUGUCUUCAUGAAUACCACACCUCCGCGAACAAGUGCCGAACAGAAUGAACUGUUCAUCAUAUAACAAAACGCAAGAGGCCUCACAUAAGUGCCUUGACACGAUCGAUUUUUUUCUGAAUUUUAGAAAAUGAUCUUCUCUUUUCACUAAGCAGACUUCUCGCUCUUGAUUGUCGUUUCCCAUGAUGAGCUCCCUUGCUCUUUUGGGAGUCAUUUUCUGUAAUUGGUUAUACUGUCGGGUUACCUGUUGAAGGAAAGUCCAGGAAACAGUGGCAUUCUUUCGGGGGUAUCGGUUCCAAGUUAGUAGAAAACCUGAAUUCUGUGCAAAUCUCGAACGAGGAACUAAUUGAGACAAUUUAUGUGGGUGAAGGGGGUUGGUGUGGUAUCCAUACGGUUUUAUCACCGAUGAAUCGUAAGCUCUCGUUAUGACAUCAUUUGGACCAUCCGUUUCGUGUGAGACAUCCGGGUUACAGCCUGGAAAUUCGAAUCGGAAAUGUGUUUAUGCGAACCAGGGAAAUUAUCAGGCAUGCCCAAAUGUAACGGCUUGUUCUAUUAUUAGAAUAUGUUGGUAUAUAUUAUUGAUAAAAUACACUAGAUAGAUUUAUAUAUUAUUCUUAUCUCCAUAGAUUUAU